CCCGAGGACUGACAGAGAGACUGCAAUAUGGCGAGAAUGCCUGGCAGCGGAGAUAGCUAUGCAGAUACAGAGAGGACAAAAAAUGACCAAAAUAGUUACCUGGUGAGGAGCGACGAUGAGGAUGAAGAGAUCCAGCAAAUCCAGAUAACUGGGGACGAGGAGGAUGAAGAGGAUGAUAUCGGGCUGGAAUGGGAGGCAGAGAAUGAGGACCCUGAGAACUGUUGUAUUAUGGAAACGGAAACGGUCCUUAUGCGGAAUACGGACCAGGGGAGUGAGUUGGACUCGUUUCACAUCUCUGGACUGGACUCGCACCUGGGAUCGGAUCUGCAGCGUUCAGACCGAUCCAGGCUCAGCGAAAACACUCGUUUAGCCACCAGGUAUGCGGUUAGGAUCUUCCGCGAAUACCUGAGUGAGAAAUCACAAAGUCUGGACUUCGAGAAUAUGGACAAGGAAGCGCUGUGCAAGGUGCUGAGGUCUUUCUAUGAUGAGGCACGCUCAAAAAGUGGGCAGCUGUAUAGCAAGUCUUCUCUGAUCAGUAUUAGGAGCUCCUUGAACAGGUACCUCAACGAGCCGCCUUACUGUCGCACUUUGGAUCUGACUAAAGACCCCGAGCUCAGGAGUGCUAACCUGACACUGGCAGCUGUAAUCCGAAAGCUGGAAGAGCAAGGCGCAGGUCCUGUUGUGCAGAAGCAAGCAAUCACUCGAGCUGACUUAAGAAAACUGUACACCUCCAGUGUGUUUAACACAAGCACGCCUUUCGGCUUGCUCAAUAAAGUGUGGUUUGAAACAUGCAUGUAUUUCUGCACCAGAGGCAGAGAGAAUCAGAGAGAGUUAGAAGAGGACUCUUUCGGCUUGGCAGUAGAUGAGGAUGGGAGAAAGUUUGUGUACUUUAAAGCACUCGGCCCCUACCAUAAGUCCAGAUCAGCGUCUUGGAGUAAAAAGAGAACAGACUCUGAUGAGGAUAACUUACCUCGCAUGUACGAAACUAGAACGGAGUUCUGCCCUUACGCCAGUUUUGUGAAAUACAUUUCCAAGCGGAACUCCCUUUGCAAGGCUUUCUUUCAGAGGCCGAGGGAUCAUUGCAGUGAGAGCGACGUGACUUGGUAUGAAAACAAAGCGAUUGGCAAAAAUCUGCUGGGGACCAGGAUGCAAAUGUUAUCCAGGGCUGCCAAGCUGUCAAAGACGUAUACCAACCACUGCAUCGGCGCUGUGUCUAUCGCAACUCUAAAUAGCAUAGCUGGCAUUGGGACGAAGUUAACGUCUUAUGAAAUUGCUCCGGAGACUGCCAUUGGGACCCAAUAUAAUUUCCAACUAGUUGACCCGUUUGUGCAGCAGGUUGAAGUUGGCAAGGUAGAAAUUAAACCAUCCGCAGCUUCCAAGCGGACACUGUUUGAGCCCGGCUACCCCGCUGAAGUGACUGGCCGGUCCUCUCCCAAAAGGCUACGUAUGCGCCGUGCUGAGCAGCACGUGGACACGCCUGCUGUGAUUUCACAGAGAGCUGACCCACAACCAGCUCCUGCUGUUCCUCCGGAGUCCAAUGGACAGACGGGGACACCGUCGCCAACCAUUGUACUACCUGCAGUCUUACAAGGUACAGAGAUAAACAGAGCCAAUAUGUCUAGACCCAUGAUAACCAGGUCUCCUGCAUCUCCUUUGAACAACCAGGGUAUUCCAACAUCUGCACAGCUCACCAAGUCCAAUGCACCAGUACAUAUUGACGUGGGCGGCCACAUGUACACCAGCAGCCUGGCGACACUCACAAAGUACCCAGAGUCCAGAAUUGGCCGGCUGUUUGAUGGCACUGAGCCAAUUGUCCUGGACAGCCUCAAACAACACUACUUCAUUGACAGAGAUGGACACAUGUUCAGAUACAUUUUAAAUUUCCUCAGGACCUCCAAACUUCUUAUUCCUGAUGAUUUUAAAGACUACAGCCUCCUGUAUGAAGAGGCGCGGUACUUCCAGCUGCAACCCAUGUUGGCAGAGCUGGAGCGCUGGAAGCAGGAUCGGGAGCUGGGUCGUUUCUCCCGCCCCUGCGAGUGCCUGGUAGUGCGGGUGGCGCCAGACCUGGGCGAGAGAAUCACUCUGAGCGGAGACAAGUCCCUCAUUGAGGAGGUCUUCCCAGAGAUCGGUGAUGUCAUGUGCAACUCUGUCAACUCUGGCUGGAACCACGACUCCACACAUGUCAUACGCUUCCCGCUCAAUGGCUACUGCCACCUUAACUCUGUGCAGGUUCUGGAGAGGCUGCAGCAGAGAGGUUUCGAGAUUGUGGGUUCCUGUGGCGGGGGAGUGGACUCCUCGCAAUUUAGCGAAUAUGUUCUGCGGAGGGAAAUCCGGAGGGCGCAGCGUGGCCCCUCUAUCAUCCGGAUAAAACAGGAGCCUCUGGACUAACGGAACAAUCAUGCUCAGCUCCAAAGAGCAUGAAACAUUUCCCAAGCAUCCAAUACUGAACGUAAAGCGGGCUCCUGUCCUCCUUUUUUUCUUUUCUUUUUUGUUAUAAUUUGCAGACUGAUUGAAAUAGAACUGCUGAAAACAGGCAUUUCUCAUCAAACAACAUUUGUGGAACAUCUCAUGAAAUUCUGAAUCUUCUGAAGUUUUGGAAUUAAGAGCUAAUCAAGGCAUGCCCUUGAAUUUAUAAAUACUCCAGUAUUUAAAGGAAAAAAAAAAAAGUUUGUUUUAAAACUUUGAUAUAAAUAAAAUUCUAAUUGGGCAUUUACAUAAAUCACACUGCAAACAUUAGAUGUCAAUCAGAACAUACUGUUGGUAUGUGUACACUGCAAAUAAAUGCAUUUUCCAUUUUUGACUGCAUUGCUUUGGUGUGUUGUGUGACCAGUAAAACACAUUGCCAGCAAAAUCAAACUUGCUGUGGAAACCUUAUCUGGGAAAACUAGGAUCUAGGGAAGCAAAGCAGUUUUAUAUUGUAAUUUUACUGGAUAAAAAAUACAUUCUUAAUUACAGGUUUUAGACCAUAAAUAAAAUUGAUUAGGCUUGUAAUACUGAAAAGGGAACUGAAUAUCUGUGAGAGAGAUUUAA
Molecule: messenger RNA, 3030 nt
Organism: Polyodon spathula (Mississippi paddlefish)
Lineage: Eukaryota; Metazoa; Chordata; Actinopteri; Acipenseriformes; Polyodontidae
Product: BTB/POZ domain-containing protein KCTD1-like
Exons: 6
Coding region: 28-2388 (786 amino acids)
Biological process (GO): negative regulation of DNA-templated transcription; protein homooligomerization
Cellular component (GO): nucleus
Molecular function (GO): transcription factor binding; transcription corepressor activity
Source: RefSeq, a predicted model, not a curated record